UCGAGUGAUUACGGUACAAGAAUGAAUUGUCAUAUUUUAUUCGUUUUCAAAGUCGGUCAUUCUGUACAACGAAAGCCUAAACCAGUUAAUGGUCGAACACAUCAUUGGAGGUGUUAUGUAGACAGUUGGAAUCCUCGUUAUCCUUUGUCAACAUUCGUGAAGAAAGUUACUUUUAAACUACAUAAUACCUUUGAAAAUCCAAGACAAGUUGUACGACAAGCUCCUUUCGCUAUAGAAGAAGAUGGUUUUGGGACAUUCCAGCUACAAAUCGAAGUCUCCUUUCUCGACUGCGUUACUACAUUUUAUUAUGAUUUAACACUUUUCGAUCAAAAUGCCUUACACACAUAUCGUACGAUACAAAUGGAUCCGGCUCCUGAAGAUUGGAAUAAACUCAUUCAACUUGGCGGAAUUGCUAUACCGCGGACAUCAACUCAGUCUACUGUACAUGAAAUCGUUCAAACUAUUCAGUCAUAUUCUGACCUAGAAUCACUUCAUCCAUUCUCAUUUUACCCGGAAUUAGAACCAACUACCAAAUCAGUUGGUAAAGAAAAGCCAUCUAUUUAUACAAAUCAAAUGAAGGCACAUAAUUACCAAGAAUCUGAUGCAUAUACAAACUCAAGCUCAAAUUAUCAGACUAUGCAUAGUGAUGAAUUAACAAGAAAAUCACCGGAAAAUCAUAAUUUAUUAAUAAAUUCAAAUGCUAGACAUAGUUUACCGAUAUCAUCACCUUCCUCGAAUCGAUCGUUGACCAAUCAAAAUCUACCUCAAAAACAUAAGAAAAAACUACAAUUAUUGCAUGAAGCUCAGUUGUUGUUGGAAAAAGCACAACAAAGUAGAAAUUGGGCUCCGGUAAUCUCUCCACCGCCACCACCACCUAUACAACCAGUUAUAACUGGAACUAUAAAUAGUCCUGAAGAUAGUCAUGUACCUUCACCAAAUCCAUCCACAUGGUCUUCACAGUUAAGUCCAUCAAGAUCAAGUUCGCAUGACCCGACAGAUGUAUCAGAUCAUCAUCAACAUCAUCUAUCUUAUGAGAAUCAAAGAUCUCCUGUUUCACAAUUUCAUGGGCACGCAAGCACCGAUCUACCUUAUAAUAAAUCUCCAAGAUCUGAUGCUACUAAGUUUAAUUCUAUGGCUGCCUCUAAACAAGAUAGUUCUGGUCUUAAACAACGUAUUGUAUUAAAAUUAUCACGAUCAAGUUGUGGUAGUCAGUUAUCUGUUUCAUCUUCGCAACCACUUGAAGACGAACCUAUGGAAAGGUUGGAGAAAAAGAAACGUAAAAAGGAAUCAAAGAAAGAACGUCGUAUGAAAAAUUCAGCGGGCUCACCUGUAAAACAUUUGUUUGGAAGUCAAAACACUAAUAUGGUAACUACCGCUACUGUCAACACAUCAGAUAUAAUUGAUACAGCCACCAACAAGAGUAAACUAUCUGCACAAAUACUGUCUUCAGAAACAUCACCGUUGUGUAAAAAGCAUUCACCGAGAAAAUAUUCAUCUCAUGAGACUUAUUCAAAUAAUUCAAGUCCUGAAUUGACUUAUAAUCCACGUAAAUCCACACUAAAUAAUAGUCCCAAAAAUCCCUCCGAUAAUAAUAACAACAAUAAUAUGAAAACAUUUGUAGAUAUAGAUGGACACAGUGAUAUGCUCAUUUAUAAUCAAAGAAAUGCAAAUAAACAUUCACAUCAACAAUAUUCACCAAUUAACAAUAUGCAACAAGAUACAAAUGAUGCAUUUACAGCAUCUGAUAUUGAUUCACUAUGUGAUUCUGUUAGUCGCUCAACUCACUCACAUUUACUUCUUAUCGAUCAAAAAGAUGAUUAUCAUGACGAUUCUGGAAGAGAAACUCCAGUAGUUGAUUAUUUUGGUGAUGAAUUUCAACAACCACAUGGUCAAAAAGACCAACAGCAUUCAACUUCAUUCCCAUCAUCAACGACUGCAUCUUCGUCUAAUGUAAGAAAUUUCAAAUAUGUUGAUGAAAUAUCUUCUGUUAGUAAUAAAAAUCGUGUUCAGCCGAUCGCUAACGAUGAUGCUGGUAGUCAUAGUAGAUUAGAUGAUCCAGAAGAACCAUUGAUACGUUCAGCUGUUGCUACUACAAGUAGUGAAUUAUAUGAAGAAGAUUUUGAUGAUUUUACACCACCGUCAAAAAAUUGUUCCACCUAUGAACAUCCAAACAAUAAUAAUAAUAGUAAUAAUGAUAAUAAUAAUAAUUCAGGAGCAAAGUUUACUAAUCAAGAAGAUUCAAAACGAAAUAAAUUAAAUCUAGAUGAAACACAGUCGUCGUUUCCUCAUUUGAAUAAACAAUACAAUAGUAAAAAUAAUAAUCUAGAUGAAAAACUCAAAUCAAGACAGUCAAAUAGUAAAUCAAAACACAAAAUAUCUCUUAAUUCAUCAAACAAACUGUCAUCUCAUACAGGUAAAAACCAAGUAAAUUUUGAAAGAUCCAGUGACUGCAUCAUUGGAGUACCAUCAUCAGUAAAACAACUCAAAGUAUCAGGUCAUUCAAAUUCAGUAGAUAAUAAUUGUCAGUCUAAAUUAUUUAAUUCUGUCGAAAGUCAUUCAUCAGAUUUGUGUAACAGAAGAAAGCCAGUUGCAAAGAAAUUCAAAUAUCAUGAUAGUUCUUCUUCAUCGUCCUCUUCAUCAUCAACUACAUCAUCGUCAUCAUCAUCGUCGUCGUCGUCGUCAUCAUCGUCUUCAGUGUCAUCAAAACAAUUGGAUAUACCUGUUUUCAAUCAUGCUACAUUGUGUGAAAAUUCACCCACUCGUAAAAUAAAAAGCAACGAAUCAAAACAUAUCAGUAAAUCGCAGAAAAUUGAGAAGUCAUCAGAACAACAGCGACAUUCAUUGAAUAAAAUUCCGCUCAAUGAUCAGGAAACACCCAAAUCGAUAUCAGUUUCCAAUACACAGAAAUACGCCUCAAAAGUUUUAAAUUCUAUUGAGAAUAGUAAGCAGAACAGUAAUGAACAAUUGAUACUGAAAGAACAGUCAAGCCGAGGACCUUCCAAUAGUUCCUCUUCAUUCAACAAAGUCAGUAUUAACAAUAAUAACACUGCAACAUCAACAAUGUUGCGUAUUGAUACGGACUUAAUUGAUGCAGAAUUGUCAUCCUUAUCGUCGGACUCAUCAUGUGCUUCUUCUUCAUCCUCUGUAACUCCACCAAUGUUAUCUGAUGAAACGUUUCACUUGAUAAAUGUAGAUAAAUCUGAAUACGAUGAAUCUCGAAAUAGCAGUGUUAACAAAGUAAAGUCGAAUGUAAGCAAACAUAAUGCGAUGGCGGCUUCUGUACACUCGGCACGUGAAUCAGAGCGUGUUGUCUUACAGGGGGAAAGCGAUAUGAAUCAUAACAGUAAAGUUAUUUCAUCUACUUAUAACAGUAACAAGUUGGAAAAGUGCAUGAACAUCGAUCGUGAAAUGAUUUCUGCAAAUAUCGAGAACAAUAACUUAGAAUCCUCAAAACCCAACAACCAUAACUUGGAAGUUCUAUUCGAUAGACUAAUUCGUUUACGAGAACCGCGCCUGGCUCUUCGUAUGAGUGAAAUCUUGUUAUAUUACAUAUCUGCACAAUCAUUUGAUUCAGUAGAACGUAAAAAUAAGUCAAACAUCAAUGUAUCUAAUAAUAACAAUAAUAAUAAUAAUAACAAUAGCAAAGGUGUAAAAGUGAUACACGAUAACCCUAAAUUGAUCGCAUUCGACCUGCGUAAGUUACCUGAUUCUUGCAUUGUAAAAUUAACAGCUCUUAUUAAAGAAGAUGAAGAAAUAUUUCGAAAACACAAUCUAUCAACUCUGUCUAUAUCCAAUAAUGUAAAAAGUAGUAUAUGUAAUUCUGGAAGGCCUGUUUUUUCUGAAGAGGUUGGUCAUAAUAAUAGCCUUCAUAAUCUCGAAAAGCGUUAUGAUUGUAGUGAUCAUAGAGAUUCUUCAGAAUCUGGGGAUUUAUAACAAUUCUUUAUUUAAUGUUUGUGAUGUUCCAUUGUCCUAUAAUCUUUUCUAAGUAUUAUUUCGACCAAUACAAAUGUACAUCCUUAAGUGAUAUCAUCGUGCUCUAUUUUGAACAUUAUAUUUUUACAGAUGCCUAAAUUCUACGUCUUUCCUUUUUUUUCAUUAUUUUAUACAAAAAUAUGUAUUUUAGUUUAUCGGUUUUUUUGAAAACACACGUUGUAUAUAUACUUGAUGCUUCUAGAGUUUCUCACAAUUUGCUAUCCUCCUAACUUGUUUGACAUACCAUUAAGUAAAUGGUAUGCAUUCGUAAGAUUCUGUGUUAUAUUUUUGAUUGCCUGUAUUUAUUCUCAUUCAAUGCCUUUUAACAUGGAUUUUGUGAAUGCUUGUGUAUACAAGACUCUUUUUAUAAAAGUUCUAUUUUGAAAACUACCGUGUUCUUAAUCCUGUUUAUCA
Molecule: messenger RNA, 4386 nt
Organism: Schistosoma turkestanicum
Lineage: Eukaryota; Metazoa; Platyhelminthes; Trematoda; Strigeidida; Schistosomatidae
Source: the annotation of a GenBank genome assembly